Molecule: messenger RNA, 1101 nt
Organism: Mya arenaria
Lineage: Eukaryota; Metazoa; Mollusca; Bivalvia; Myida; Myidae
Product: ficolin-3-like
Exons: 1
Coding region: 9-584 (191 amino acids)
Source: RefSeq, a predicted model, not a curated record
CACUUGUUAUGGUAACUGGAAUAUGCACUUUGACAGUCAAAUCCGAGUAUGAAAUACCCGUUUAUUUUGACACAGGAACAGAUGGGGGAGGGUGGAUUGUUAUUCAACGUAGGAUUAACGGAAGUACCGAUUUCUACCGCGGUUGGGAGGAAUACAAGGCUGGUUUUGGUAAUCUUAUGGGCGAGUUUUGGCUAGGUAAUGAAUACAUUCAUCAACUUACAGCCAGUGGAAACAGGGAACUUCGCGUUGAGUUGGAGGAUGAAGAUGGACAGAAAGCGUUCGCUCAUUACUCGCACUUUCAGGUCUUGUCUGAAGAGAAAGGGUACCAGCUGAAUGUUUCCGGUUACACUGGAACAGCUGGGGACUCACUGUCCUAUCACGACGGAAUGAAGUUCUCAACGUUUGACAAAGACAAUGAUCUGCGAAAAGGAAACUGUGCAAUAGACUAUGAAGGCGCGUGGUGGUACAAGUCUUGCGUCAAUUCGAAUCUGAAUGGUAAAUACGGUAGACCUACUGGUGCUGCGUGGUAUUUUUUCAAUAACAUUUGGGAGCCAAUGAAAAGGGUGGAAAUAAAAAUACGUUAAAGGGACAUAGACUACACAUCUUAGUUAUACAAACGUAUCUUUAUUCCUACUUAAAUGGCAAAUACAGUGCGUCUACUGGCAUUUGCUGGUAUCAUUUUUAAAUUUCAACAUUCGAGACAUGUCUACUGGCUCUUGUUGGUAUCAUUUAAACCACGGGUGAGAGUCCAUCAUAGGAAAAAAAAUGAAAAAAAUUCAAAAGCACAACUUGCUAGCUGUUCGUUAGCAAAUCAUGUUGUAGACAUUAAGUCACGCACGAUUACAAAAAUGAAACUUAGAUUAAAAUCCCUAAGAAACUUUGGUUUCUCUUGGCAUGAAGGUCUUUCAUGCAGAAUACUAUGAAUUAACAGAGUUCAUUUUAAAUUGGAUCGCGUUUUUACAGCGUCAAAACUGUUUUAUAAACAAUGUGUAUCAUCUUAAGAGAAAACCACUUUUGGAUUAUUCUUAAUUAUGUGAGUCAUUAUUUUUUGCAUUGUAUUUUGUCGUAUUUGGUUACAUACUAUGUUUAUAUCUUUGUAUU